AUGGCUUCUCCAUUCGUUGCAGUCGCUGGCGCCUCGGGCGGACUGGGUCAGCUUGUUGCUAUGGAGCUGAUCAAAAAAGGCGUGGCCGUAAAGGCCCUCGUACGCCCGAACACUGAUCCAUUUCGUACCGAAAAGCUUCGCAGCGCCGGCGUUACCGUCACUCCGGUUAACUUCGAGGUACAAGCUCUCAUUCCAGAGCUGAAUGGAGCAAUAUGUGUCGUUUCCACGCUCCAGGGCUUGAAGGACGUUAUCCACACUGUCCAGGGCAACCUCCUGGAAGCCUCUGUAGCCGCCAAGGUGCCCAGGUUCAUCCCUUCCGACUUCUCUCUCGACUUCACCAAAACGAAGCCGGGGUCCAAUCGAAACUUGGAUCUGCGCCGAGAGUUCCAUGCGCAGCUGAAAAAGUCGGGCGUCGCUUGGACGAGUAUCCUCAACGGCGCGUUCAUGGAUCUGCUAGGUGGCGAUUCGCCGAUGAUCAAUCAUUCGAGGAGGAAGGUGGCAUAUAUCGGAGAGGCGACGCAGCUGCUCGAUUUCACAACUAUAGUGGACACUGCUGCGUACACGGCUGCAGUGGCUGCAGACCCGAAUCCUGCACCCUAUUUCCUCCGCAUUGCUGGCGAUACUGUCAAUGUACAGGAUAUCGCGGACGCGCAGAGCAAGGUGGAAGGUACACAAUACAAGCCCUCAUGGAUGGGCCCCGUGUGGUUCAUAGAGUUCGUGAUUCGGGUAUUACGACUUUUUGGCGGUGAAAACGAGACGUUCCCUGCUUGGCAGGGCAUGCAAUACAUGACGAACAUGUUUUCUGGAGCUGGGAAACUCGAGCCGCUAGAUAAUGACCGAUACCCCGAGCUGACUUGGACCAAAGUGGAGGAUUUCUUCCGACAGCAGAAGAACAAGGCCUCCAAUAGGUGA
Messenger RNA from Aspergillus lentulus, 912 nucleotides. RefSeq lists its product as uncharacterized. NCBI's taxonomy places the organism in Eukaryota, Fungi, Ascomycota, Eurotiomycetes, Eurotiales, Aspergillaceae. The record is from RefSeq and is a predicted model, not a curated record.